AUGACCUUCGGAUACGGCAGAGUCCUGACCAAGAAUGCAGGCUUCUUCUACGUCUCCAACCACGGCCUUACCCCGACCGAGAUCGACACCCAGUUCGCCCUCGCGCACUCCCUCCUCUCCCUCCCAGACUCAUCCAAGGCACCAUACCGCGCCGCUCUCGAAAAAGGUGAUUACAAUGGCUGGAAGCCCGCGGGGACUCGCAACCUCAUCCCGGGCGUGAAGGAUAACUUCGAGAUCUACAACAUCCCAAAAUUCAUCCCAGAACACGCCGGCCGGCCGCACCCAGACAUCGUCAGGCAGCACUGGAGCACGAUCAAGGAGUUCUCGGAGCGAGUUCACGAGCAGAUCGUCAAGAAGCUCCUGGUUGUGUUCGCCGUGGCUUUAGGCCUUGACGACGAGGAGUGGUUCUUGAAGAGACACCGGUAUGAGGAGAGCAGUGGAGAUCAUCUGCGGUACAUGAAGUACCAUGCAAGGAGCGAAGAGGAGAACCAGAAGUUGGGCGGUGUGUGGCUCAAAGGGCAAGUGCUGACCAAAGACGGGACAUGGAAAUGGGUCAAGCCACAGACGGAUGCGUUGACUGUCAAUAUUGCUGAUGCGCUUCAGUUCCUCACGGGCGGCUACCUCAAAUCCAGCAUCCACAGAGUUGUGGCACCGCCGAAGGACCAAGCUCAUAUCAAUCGUCUUGGGGUGUUAUAUAUGGUGAGGAUUGAGGACGGUACGGACUUGGUUCCUAUCCAGGAGUCGCCGGUGCUUCAGGAGCGUGGUUUGCUGGGCGAUAAGAUCCUGGGCAACGACGGCAAGCCAGUCAAAGCUGGUGAGUGGGUUAAGAACAGGGUCAUUAAAAAUCUCGGUGCGUCGAAGGAUGAAGAAGGUGGUGAUAAUGAGGUUUCAGACAUAGAGAUUAUCAAGGGUGUCAAAGUCAAAUACUUUGACUGA
Messenger RNA from Diaporthe amygdali, 936 nucleotides. RefSeq names its product flavonol synthase. NCBI's taxonomy places the organism in Eukaryota, Fungi, Ascomycota, Sordariomycetes, Diaporthales, Diaporthaceae. The record is from RefSeq and is a predicted model, not a curated record. Bases 1 to 936 code for a protein of 311 amino acids. The transcript has 3 exons. Gene Ontology annotation, molecular function: dioxygenase activity.